Messenger RNA from Danio aesculapii, 8519 nucleotides. It is a transcript of the gene vdra, whose product is annotated as vitamin D receptor a. The transcript is spliced from 9 exons. Lineage: Eukaryota; Metazoa; Chordata; Actinopteri; Cypriniformes; Danionidae. Gene Ontology annotation, biological process: cell differentiation; negative regulation of transcription by RNA polymerase II; positive regulation of transcription by RNA polymerase II. Gene Ontology annotation, molecular function: nuclear receptor activity; zinc ion binding; vitamin D response element binding. Gene Ontology annotation, cellular component: nucleus. Bases 243 to 1550 code for a protein of 435 amino acids. The record is from RefSeq and is a predicted model, not a curated record.
CAUUGGGCCCCUCAGACAGGGAUUCGGGCCCCUGUUCCUCAUUCUGCUCUGCAGAACUGAGCAAAUCUGGGUCAGCAGCCUGUUCUGGGUCAUUAUACGGAGAUUAAAGUCUGCGUUCGGGAUCUGGGGUCAUUUCUGAGGACUCGAGUUACACUGACCUCAGAUCAGCUAAACAUUCGUGUGUUUUCAGAAUGAGUCGCGUAACAAAACAUGGGUUAGCAUUAGCACUAGCUGACGGCUAAAUGUGUUUCUGUGUCUUAUGCAAUGAUGAUCUCAGCUAUGUGAUGGAUCUGAUGGCCGUGAGCACGUCUGCGACGGGUCAGGAUGAGUUUGACCGUAACGCGCCGCGCAUUUGUGGAGUGUGUGGAGACAAAGCCACCGGAUUCCACUUCAACGCCAUGACCUGCGAGGGAUGCAAGGGUUUCUUCAGGCGCAGUAUGAAGCGUAAGGCCAAUUUUACCUGCCCCUUCAAUGGAAACUGCACCAUCACUAAAGACAACCGGCGGCACUGCCAGGCCUGCAGACUGAAGCGCUGCAUCGACAUCGGCAUGAUGAAGGAGUUCAUCCUGACGGACGAGGAGGUGCAGCGGAAGAAGGAUCUGAUCAUGAAGCGUAAAGAAGAAGAAGCGGCUCGAGAGGCUCGUAAACCUCGGCUGAGCGACGAGCAGAUGCAGAUCAUCAACUCUCUGGUGGAGGCGCACCACAAAACAUACGACGACUCGUACUCCGACUUCGUCAGAUUCAGGCCUCCAGUGCGUGAGGGUCCAGUGACGCGCAGUGCCAGUCGAGCUGCAUCUCUUCACUCUCUGUCCGACGCGUCUUCAGACUCAUUCAACCAUUCACCAGAGUCUGUGGACACCAAGCUGAACUUCAGUAAUCUGCUGAUGAUGUAUCAGGACAGUGGCAGUCCAGACUCCAGUGAGGAGGAUCAGCAGUCUCGGCUCUCCAUGCUGCCGCACCUCGCAGACCUCGUCAGCUACAGCAUACAGAAGGUCAUCGGCUUCGCCAAGAUGAUCCCCGGCUUCAGAGACCUGACUGCUGAAGAUCAGAUUGCUCUGCUGAAGUCCAGCGCCAUCGAGAUCAUCAUGCUGAGGUCCAACCAGUCCUUCAGUCUGGAGGACAUGAGCUGGAGCUGCGGAGGACCAGACUUCAAAUACUGCAUCAACGACGUCACCAAGGCGGGUCACACUCUGGAGCUGCUGGAGCCGCUGGUCAAGUUUCAGGUUGGUCUGAAGAAGCUGAAGCUUCAUGAAGAAGAGCACGUGCUGCUGAUGGCCAUCUGUCUGCUGUCUCCAGAUCGCCCGGGCGUGCAGGACCACGUACGCAUCGAGGCGCUGCAGGACCGGCUGUGUGAUGUGCUGCAGGCCUACAUCCGCAUCCAGCACCCCGGCGGACGCCUGCUCUACGCCAAGAUGAUCCAGAAGCUGGCGGACCUGCGCAGCCUGAACGAGGAGCACUCCAAGCAGUAUCGCUCGCUGUCCUUCCAGCCUGAGCACAGCAUGCAGCUGACGCCUCUGGUGCUGGAGGUGUUCGGGAGUGAGGUGUCCUAGCAUCCCAGAGCCCCCCGACCCGCUCUGCAGGAUCCGCAGGACCCGCAUGCUGGAGCCAGAACACCGCUGCGGCACUGAGAGCACUCAGGGGGCUGAGAAAAAGCCUGUGUGUGUGUGCGUGUGUGUGUGUGUGUGUGUGUGUGUGUGGGAUCAUCGCGUCAUGGGGGAACAAAUCAUGUCCCCACAAGUAUAGUAAUACCAGUCAUUUUUGACUUUUUUUUGGGUCCCCAUGAAGAAAACGGCAGAUUUAGUGGACAGAGCAUACAGUCUGUAUAGUAGAAACACACUGUGAGCUUGUAAAAUGAGUGAGUGUGGUCAACACCUUAUGGGAACCAAAUCAUGUCCCCACAAGUGUAGUAAUACCAGUCAUUUUUGGAAAAUCUUUUGGUCCCCAUGAUAAAAACAGCAGGUUUACUGGACAGGAUAUACAGUAAACAUACUGGGAUCUUGUAAACCGUGAAAACUCAGUGUGUCCGUGGUCAUCUCAUCAUGGGAACUAAAGCAUGUCCCCACAAGUAUAGUAAUACCAGUCAUAUUUGAUGGGAGGGGGGGAAUGGCAGGGUUACUGGACAGAACAUACAGUCUGUAUAGUAGCAACAUACUGAGAGCUUGUAAAACAUGUGAGAGUGUGAUCAUCACCUUAUGGGAACCAAAUCAUGUCCCCACAAGUAUAGUAAUACCAGUCCUUUUUGAAUUUAGAAUUUAAAUUUCUUUGGUUCCCAUGAAAAAAUGGCGAGUUUAGUGGACAAAAUAUACAGUCUGUAUUGUAGAAACACACUACGAGCUUGUAAAAGAUGAAAACUCAGUGUGUGUGUUCAUUACCUUAUGGCAGGGGUGUCAAACUCAGUUCCUGAAGGGCCGCAGCUCUACACAGUUUAGUUCCAACCCUGCUUUAACUUGCCUGUAGGUUUUAAACAAGCCUGAAGGACAUAAUUAGUAAGAUCAGGUGUGUGUAAUUAGAGUUGGAACUAAACUGUGCAGAGCUGCGGCCUUGCAGGAACUGAGUUUGACACCCCUGCCUUAUGGGAACCAAAUUACGUCCCCACAAGUAUAGUAAUAACAGCUUUUAAAUAAAAAAAAUAAAAAGAAUUUGGUCCAUGUGAAAAAAAGGCGAGUGUAGUGGACAGAACAUACAGUCUGUAUAGUAGAAACACCCUGAGAGCUUGUAUAACAUGAAAACUCAGUGUGUGUGUGUGUGUUGGAUACCAAAUCACGUCCCCACAAGUAUAGUAAUACCAGUUUUAAGUUAAAAAAAAAAAAGUUUUGGUCCCCAUGAAAAAAGGGCGAGCUUAGUAAACAGAACAUACAGUCUGUAUAGUAGAAACACACUGUAUAACGUGUGUGUGUGUGUGUUCAUCACCAAAUCACGUCCCCACAAGUAUAGUAAUACCAGUCUUUUUCCCCAUGCCAUAAACAAUGGGUUUAGUGGACAGUCCUCAUAAACCAUUUAUGCACGUGUGUGUGUGUGUGUGUGUGUGUGUGUGUGUGUGUGUGAUCUUGGUAUUCAUCACAUUGUGGGGACCAAAUGUCUCCUCAAGGAUAAUAACACCAGUCAUUUUUGACCUUGUGGGGACAUUUAUUUGUGGUCUCCAUGAGGAAAACGCCUCAAAUCAUCAAGAAUGAAGUAUUGAGAAAACUGCAGAUUGUUUUCUGGGGUUUGGUUUAGCGGACUGAAUAUACAGUCUGUACAAGAGAAACAUCAUCACGUCUAUGGGGAGCCUGUAGAACAUGAAAACCCAGUGUGUGUGUGUGUGUGUGUGUGUGUGCUUGUUUAUAUGGUUUACGAGGACACUAAACAGUAUAAUGAGUAUGACCUAGUUCUAUUCUGUUUCGAGAGUCCUCGUAAACCAUAUAUAUAAGUGUGUGUGUGUGUGCUUGUUUAUGUGGUUUACGAGGACACUAAACAUUAUAGUGAUUAUGACCUAGUUUUAUGCUAUUACGAGUCCUCGUAAACCAUAUAUAUAAGUGUGUGUGUGUGUGUGUGUGGUGCAAAGGUCUGGAUAAUGUGUCAGACUCCCGCUUUUAAGCUAGAGGAAGCUCCGAACGGAAUGUAUUAAUUAUGUAUGAAUAGAACGAUGCAUAAAUAUAUAUACACACUAAUAUUUAUAUUUAAGAGAGAUAUGGAUGGUUUGUAUUAAGUGAAAUCGUUUGGCCAGGCGAUCCUCUGUUGUAAUAGGAUUAGCAGGCUCUUCUGGAUUAUGUGCAUAGAUGAGUGUGUGUGUGUUGUACACUAUAUUAUAUUCAAAUUCACUUUGGCUCUGUUCAAAAACCUAGUGAGUACCCUACGUAGGCAACUUUCAAGAUGACAUUGGAGGUGCAAAUAAAUCAUUCAGCUUCUUAGAGGAUACAAUCCCAUAAUGCAUUGCAACAAACUCAUUGGGAAUCAAUCAGCCAUUUUGUUGCAUUUAUAACUACAAUUACACCAUUGUGUUACUGAGAAAAGUGAACAAAAUGCAUUACACACACACACACACACUCUAUAAUGAGAGAAGAAGGCCUGAAGUUGGUCUGAUGUCUGUAUAGAUAGGAACUUAGAUGACCACAAGAGGGCCAAACGCAGAAACCCAGAGGUCAUGCUGCUCGCCAUUAUUUAAUCAAUCAUAACAAGGCUAUCCGGCUGCUUUAACCUCAUGCUAGCUGGAUCUACAGCGAUUCAGGCAACCAUGAGGCCUUAUUUUACUCUGAUAUCAGAUCAAAUCAAUACAUUCAAUAUCUGUUUUAAUGAUGUUUGAUUUUAGUUUAUGAGAGAGACUGAAUAAUGCGCCAAACUUUGGAGUGCAAACAUUUUUGAAGUGCAAAAAUAGUUCAAAAAGCUAAUUUGAUUAGCAAUAAUAGGCCAAAACGCUCCAUUGAUGUUAUUAUCUAGAAGCCACAAAUAAAUGAAAGUAAAUUUGUGAGCGCUUUUGGAUUGUACAUCAUCCCACGUUAUUGGCCUCAUUCAUGAAACCCAAAACAAAUUUUCUGUUUUAAAUGUUUCGCAAAAAAUGCACUUAUAAAAAUAGGAUUCGUCUGUGAAUUGUUGCACGAAUUUGCGUAGAAUGUCUCAGUUUAAUCGUUCAUAAGUAGUUCUGUCAUAUGAAUUGCGGAUUUAUAUGCAAUUCUUGCUAUAAAUGCAUCCCCAUUCCAGCAGGUUCUGCACUGCCCUCUUGUGGUCACGAGCUGUAAAUACCACUCAUAUUGUUUUCUGUACAUAUGUCUAAUGAAAAGAAAAGGCUAAUACAAGUUAAUCAGCUGACAAGAAGCUUGGGAGAAAUAUGCAAAUACGAUAUUUUCGUAUGUUUUUGUGUCUUUUAUUGUUUCUCUCUCUCUCUCUCUCGAAUGACAUAAUAAGCUUUUAAGACCGUAUCUAUCCCUGAUGCUUUUAGGUGCGAAUUCCACAUCGAAUUUUAUUGUUAUAUUGAUUAUCAUGGCUUAGUUUUGUACGGAUUUUUGAGACAUAGAACUGGACUUAUAUUUUUUUUAUUUCUGCAAAUCAAUGAGACAUCUCAACCAGACUGCUGCUGAGCUGCGUUAGCUGUUUAUUUCGUUUUUUUCUUCUGCAUUCUGAUCUGAAACUGGUGCUUUAGUUUUGUUUUUGCUACAACCGCUGCCUCAAAACAGCCAACCUGACACACACGAAACAGUCCGUUCAAAGGAUUGUUGAAGCUUUAACAUUACUGCGGGUGAAAAAAACGGGGGCUCGUCCGGGAUGGACGAUGUCGGAUUUAUCAAGACUUGUAGAAAAGCUGGAAGGUUCUUCAAGAGCAGGAACAUUUGGAUUAAUGCUGUCUUGUGGAUGACGAACUGGAUUGCAGACACGUGUAUAUACCAGUUACGAUAAGCUUCGUUUGGAUUAUACUAGUUUUUCUAGAUAAGGAUUAUCAGCGUAGUGGAGUUGAGUGUUUGUUUUUUGCUCCUUUUAACCCCGGAUCCAGAUGAGCAUCUCUGCCUUCGUAGCCUUUGCAGAACUCAAACACAUCUGGAUCACUUACAUCUGAUCAACAAGGGAAAUAAACCAGCAACAUCUUUGCUCAGCUCUGGAUUAAGCAGGAGGCUUUGCCCUCAUCAAGCUAAAAAAACACACAGGAUUCCCGCCAGUUUUGGGUUUGCUUCAUUGGGUGUCAACGGAUGGACGUCUGAAUGGUAUCAUGGGGGUUUUUGUGGCCCCGGUGUCCCUUCAUCAGUGUUUUUGUGAGGGGGGAAAUCAGGGGCGGUUCUAGGAUUUCACUACUGUUGUCGGUUUAAGAUUACAUUUAAUAUUAGAAUUUUGUAAACAAAAACAAAUAACAGUAAAUAAUAAUUUGAGCUUUUGGUCAAUACAACGGUUAACAUUUACAACAUGCUGCUCUCUUUUAUAUCAUAUAAUCAUGCCUUUUUGAAUUUUAGUUCUUCGAUUAAGCUAUAAAGCAAUCCAUUUUCCGUCACAAAAUUAUAAAAUAUCGACUAAGAUAUAAUAGUAACUUUGCUUAUAUUACUUAAUUUUUAAAGCCUAUCUGAUACAAACAUUGCGAAUGUAGCGUUUUAGGACCUGCAGAAAAACUAAAAGCAUAAUGUAAAUAACAAACAGCGCCAUCUGUUGGUAAAACUAUUGUCAGAAUCGAUUCGAGAGAGAAUCAUAAUACAUUCGUAAAAUCUCUGAAUUGAUACAGAAUCGAGUCAUUGCCACAGCUCUAGUGAAAAAUAGUACAGCUGUUAAUAAAGCAAACAGCGCCAUCUGUUGGUAGAAACUAAUCUCGGAAUCAAUACAGAAUCUGUUUGCUCCAAUUGCACUUAUCACCAGCGCCCUAACGAAAAAUAGUACAGCUUUUCAUAAAUCAAACAGCACCAUCUGUUUGUGAAAGCUAAUCUCAGAAAUGAUUCAGGAGAGAAUAGUACAUUUAAAAAACCUCCAUCAUAUAUCGAUUCACAGUGAAAUCGAUUUAUCGCGAUUCGCCACAGCCCUAAUAAAGAAUAGUACGGUUGUUUAUAAAACAUUUCGGAAUCGAUUCAAGAGAGAUUUACACUGCAUUUGGGAAAAUCUCGUAAUUGAUACAAUCGUUUGGCAUCGUAAUGAUUUAUCGCCAGAGAACUACUAAAAAAGUAAACUGUUUAUAAAGUAAACAGCGCCAUCUGUUGGUGAAAACUAAUCUCAGAAUCAAUUCAAGAGAGAAUUGUAAUACAUUGGAAUAUCUUGGAAUCUAUAAACCUAAUCUCAGAAUUGAUUUAAACGAGAAUCGCAGUUCAUUCUGAAUAUCUCUAUCAUUUAUCACCACAGUCUUAGUAAAAAAAUAGUACAGCUGUUAAUAAAGCAAACAGCACCAUCUGUUGGUUAAAACUAAUCUCGGAAUCAAUUCAAGAGAGAAUCGUAAUACAUUAGAGAGAUCUCGCAAUGGCUACAGAGUCGAUUUAUCGCCACAGCUAUAAUGAAAGUAGCACAGCUGUUAAUAAAGCAAACAGCGCCAUCUGUUGGUUAAAAAUAAUCUUGGAAUCUGUUCAAGAGAAAAUCGUAAUACAUUUGAGAGAUCUCAGAAUGGCUACAGAGUCGAUUUAUUGCCACAGCUAUAAUGAAAAGUAGUACAGCUGUUGAUAAAGCAAACAGCGCCAUCUGUUGGUAAAAACUAAUCUCGGAAUCAAUACAGAUUCUAUGUGCUCCAAUUGCACCAAUUUAUUGCCAGCACCCUAAUCAAAAAUAGUACAGCUUUUCAUAAAUCAAACAGCGCCACUGUUUGUGAAAACUAAUCGAUUCAAGGGAGAUUCGCAAUGCAUUCGGGGAAAUCUCAGAAUCAAUACAGAAUCAAUUUGCAAUGCAAUGAUUUAUCACCAGAGAGCUACUAAAAACAGGUACAGCUGUUAAUUAAGCAAACAGCGCCAUCUGUUGGUAAAAACUAAUCUCAGAAUCGAUUCAGGAAAGUAUAGUACAUUUAAAAAAUCUCAAUCAUAAAUCGAUUCACUAUGAAUAUAUCGAUUCGCUUUAUCGCCACAGCCCUAGUAAAGAAUAGUACGGCUGUUAAUAAAGCAAACAACACCAUCUCUUUAAAACGAAUUGCAGAAAUGAUACAGAAUCAAUAUGUAAUGCACCAGUUUAUCACCAGCGCCCUGUUGAAAAAUAGAAAAGCGUUUCAUAAAGUAAACAGCGCCAUCUGUUGGUAAAACCUAAUCUCAGAAUUGAUUUAAAAGAGAAUCGCAGUUCAUUCUGAAUAUCUCUAUCAUUUAUCAAUUCGCAAUGCACUAAUUUAUCACCACAGUCCUAGUAAAAAAAUAGUACAGCUGUUAAUAAAGCAAACAGCGCCAUCUGUUGGUAAAAAAUAAUCUCGGAAUCAAUUCAAGAGAGAAUCGUAAUACAUUCGAGAGAUCUCGGAAUGGCUACAGAGUCGAUUUAUCACCACAGCCCUAUUAAAAACAGUACAGCUGUCAAUAAAGCAAACAGCACCAUCUGUUGGUGAAAGCUAAUCUCGGAAUCAAUACUGAAUGGCUUUACUGCCGCAGCUCUAGCGAAAGGAUCUAGAGCCGCCCCUGGGGGAAGUUGUUGUAGAUACACAGGAGAACAUCUUCUGGACUGUCUAUGCACUUUGGAUCAGUUAAUCUUCACAUUCGCAGAGUUUGUGUCUUCUCUGUUGGAUGUUCUUGACUGAAUUGAAGGCAAACGACUGACCUGUGGCUUUAUUUGUCUAUAUAGUCACGGUUGUGUCGCGGAGCCGAACAGCUAGGCUGAAGAAACCCUUUCUUGAGUCUAGCUGAAGGAAAAUUUUUCGCUCAUGUACGUAUGUAGAAGCGGGUAAACGAAUCGUCUGAAUGCUGAUUGUUUAAGGAAAACACAAACCACCAGGUGCCGUUGUUAACCAAAAUGAACUACCUCUCUCUCAUUCAUUCACACAUGUAAUCAUCACACCAUUUCAAUGUUUCGUCUGUCUUUCUUUUUAUAAGAAACACUAAAUCUUAUUUAUUCCUCUCUGACUCAAAUGCUGGACUAUUUACCUCAAGAUGUCUCCAUAAAAAAGCCUGCAGCUUAAA